AUGCCGUCCUUCUCAAGCUACACCAUCGCUAUUUCGAGAGAGGUGCAACGAUAUGAGAGAGGUGGGGGGAAGACAGCUGUCAAUGAAUGGGUGCGGCUAGGAAAUGGCGGUUGGGGAUCAGAUUGGAUCAUGUGUCCGUAG
This is a messenger RNA of Plenodomus lingam JN3, 141 nucleotides long. NCBI's taxonomy places the organism in Eukaryota, Fungi, Ascomycota, Dothideomycetes, Pleosporales, Leptosphaeriaceae. The record is from RefSeq and is a predicted model, not a curated record.